CUCCCUCCGCUGGUAAACAAAAACAACACGGAAGCGACAGAAAGGUUCAUAUAGUGUUCAGAUGAGGCUGUUUCUGUGUUUUAUCCGUCAGUGUGUGCUGAUGGUGUCGCCCCCGGUGUAAGUGAAUCGGUGGACCCGCUGUUGUCAGAGGAAGAAGAAUGGCAGACGAAGCUCCGUUCCAGUUUCUACAUAACGAAGUGAUACAGUACAUUUCCAAGUCCGCUGAGAAAGGAGAGACGGAAAAUGGAAGAAAUAUCACCAAACUGGAGAAUAUGGGCUUCAGAGUCGGCCAAGGACUAAUAGAGAGACUGACUAAAGACACUUCACGGUUCAAAGACGAGCUGGACAUCAUGAAGUUCAUCUGUAAGGACUUCUGGACCUGUGUGUUCAAGAAGCAGAUAGACAACCUUCGAACUAAUCACCAGGGCAUCUAUGUUCUCCAGGACAACAAGUUCCGACUGCUGAGUCAGCUGUCAGCUGGUAAACAGCACCUGGAACAUGCCCCAAAGUACCUGUCCUUCACCUGUGGUUUGGUGAGAGGAGCUCUGUCCAACCUGGGAGUGAAGAGUAUUGUGACUGCUGAGGUGUCCGUCAUGCCUGCGUGUAAAUUCCAGGUCAUGAUCCAGAAAAUGUAGCAGCCAGCAGAGGCCACACUCUCUUUCUUUUGCCUUCAUAUGUCAUUGUGUUUUGUCGUUAAAGGGAAAUUACACCCAUCUUCAGCAGUACAAUCACUUCUCUGCAUUUUGGAGAUGACAUUGAUGAUUGCAAAAAUUUAAACUGUAAACUUGCAGCAUCCAGAUAACAGUCUGACCAAUUGUCAUUAUCAUAUCACACUUUCCAAUGCCAUAAUGAUUAUUUCUGAGAAUGAUGAUAUAGUAAUGUUAUGUAUUUUAUAUAAAGUCUAAAUGUUUUUCACUAACUAAAUGUGUGACUGUGUAUUGCCGGUAAAAAGUACACUUCAGUGUGUCAGUUUGAAUUGAUGCACAGUAUAGAAACUGUUAAACCAUUAAAAAAUAACUUUGAUACUGAUGGAUAUCAAAAUAAAAUAUUGGUAAUGAUCAAUAAUCAUGUUAGGGUUUAUCAUUCUAAUACAUGCAUAUUGCCUACUAGUUCUAUGAUCAUUAGAGUUAAUUUGCUUCUCAGAAACCUGUUUUAUGUGUAAACAAUUCAUAAUAUGACAAAAUAACAAUAUGCAGAACAAUAUGCAUUAAUGUAUAAAUGAGAUAGUUAAUGCAUCACAUUUGAGCUGUUUUUGGUUGUAUAUCAUUGUACAGCACUUUUGCCAACCCUGGAUGUUUUAAAUGUGCUUUAUAAAUGAACUCGAUUUGAUUGGAAACAUAAAAAUGAGGACGUGAGGGCAGCUAAGCAGCUCAGAACACAACAGCGGCCCCGCCCGCCCCAGUCUGUUUUGAUAUGGUAUGUGAAUACAUUUGACCAGUGAUAUAAGACAUGAGAAGCUCUCAGAGUGAAAAAGUUACCCCUGGUAUAAAGACACAGUAGCACUAAUGAUGAUCAGUAAUCCUGUUGAAGCAUGAAAAUGCCCAAACUGUUUCAAUUUCAGGUGUUUGUUUGAACUUGGAUUCCAGGUUGAAACAGCUGUAAUAAAUUCCAGUAUUAAAUCUC
Seriola dumerili (greater amberjack) is the source of this 1623-nucleotide messenger RNA. It is a transcript of the gene trappc6b, whose product is annotated as trafficking protein particle complex 6B. The record is from RefSeq and is a predicted model, not a curated record. Lineage: Eukaryota; Metazoa; Chordata; Actinopteri; Carangiformes; Carangidae. Gene Ontology annotation, biological process: regulation of GTPase activity; endoplasmic reticulum to Golgi vesicle-mediated transport. The coding region runs from base 159 to 635 and encodes 158 amino acids. The transcript has 6 exons. Gene Ontology annotation, cellular component: trans-Golgi network; TRAPP complex; cis-Golgi network.